AACAAGAGAGUAGAAAACCAAGAGAGAGAAAAAGUUCAUAUCUACCAAAAAAAACAAAAAAGAGAGAAAAGGUUCAGACUAACGUGGCAAACGGUUACCCAAUGAGCACUUGAAAGCCGCCAAAUCAAAUGGAAUCCUCAUCAGGGUUUAUGGUUUUUCUUCAAUCAAAGUGAGCGAGGGAUGCAAACAACCAUAAGCCACUGAGGGUUCAUGACUCGUUCUUUCCCUUUCUUUUUCCUGCUCUUCUCUCUUUUUCGGUUUACGAUAUAGAUAAUCGAAACCCUAGAGCUGGAAAUCGGUUGAAUGAGGCCGUACUUGGAUGCUUCAAAGCUAUACCCUCCAACAUCUUGCACAGUGUUAAAAUGAAACCAAGAACCAAUGAUAUUCCUAGAGGUCAAAAGCUGAAGAAUUUCCAAGGGGAAGGUCCAAAUUGGAUCCUUAUUGUUGGUGGCGCUUUGUUGAGUACAUUGUCAAUUCGGCUUGGGUACAAGCUUAGGCAAGCUGCUGAUACAAAACGUCUGGACAAUGCUAGCAAUGGUUUGAAAGGAAACGUAAAAUCUACUGAUAAGAGAAGGUCCAGAGCUUGCAAACUGGAUUCAAAUGCAUAUUCUUUCACCCAAGAUGAGGAUGGCUGUUACAAUUGCAUUUCAGGAAGAAGUUCUGAAGACACAGUUGACUCUAAGCGUCCAGCUAGUUGUCCUAUACUGAAGGAAGCUGAUCCAUCACUUCCUUUGGUCACGAUUACUGCGCCAGAGUCGAACAGAGAAAAUGGUGUGAUUUGGGCGUCUUCUCCUGAUCGUCUUGAACCGCCUCCAAAACCAUUCCAGCACUCAAAUUGCUCAGACUCUCCCUGUGGGUCAGAAUCUGGCUCUGACAUCUUUGGCAAGCGGGAAGUGAUUCACAAAUUGUGCCAGCAGUUGAAAAGAAGGGAUGAGAUGAUCUUGGAGAUGCAGGAUCAAAUCACAACAUUGCAGAAUUCGCUCAAUGUUCAGCUGACACAGUCUGGUAAUUUACAGUCACAGCUUGAUGCUGCAAACCAGGACCUAUUUGAUUCUGAGAGGGAAAUCCAGAGGUUGAGGAAAGUCAUAGCAGAUAUCUGUGUAGGGGAAGUGGGGCCCACUAAGAAGCUCACAGUAACGGGGGAGUGGUCAGAAGUAGGAAGAAAUGUUCAUAGUGAUGGGUUUCUUGAUGGGGAGAGUGAUUUGGAUCAGGUUGGAAAGGGGAGAGGAGAUGGGGAGAGGAUUGAGAUGCUGAAGAGGGAAGUGGGAGAGUUGAAGGAAAUAAUUGAAGGAAAGGAAUACCUUCUGCAGAGCUAUAAGGAACACAAGGCAGAGCUAUCCGUUAAGGUCAAGGAACUGCAGGAGAGAUUGGCCUCUCAGGUACCUAGUAUUUUGUAGGGAAACUAGGGUUUUUGUGUAUGUUUUGGUUUUUUCUUUUGUUUUUUCCAAAAUGGGGGAAAGCUGCGGUUCCACAAUUUUCUUAUUCAGUUCAAAUGUUUCAUUCUGUAUACCUGCUUGUGUGUGAGCGAGAAUUAAAGAAAUAGUGAAGUUGGCUUUCUACAUUUCGACAUAAAAAGGAACGAUUCCUGAUUAUAGAGAUCAUUGAAUUUGCGAACAA
Molecule: messenger RNA, 1617 nt
Organism: Macadamia integrifolia
Lineage: Eukaryota; Viridiplantae; Streptophyta; Magnoliopsida; Proteales; Proteaceae
Exons: 4
Coding region: 363-1397 (344 amino acids)
Source: RefSeq, a predicted model, not a curated record